Messenger RNA from Emys orbicularis (European pond turtle), 6196 nucleotides. It is a transcript of the gene TICRR, whose product is annotated as TOPBP1 interacting checkpoint and replication regulator. The record is from RefSeq and is a predicted model, not a curated record. Gene Ontology annotation, molecular function: chromatin binding. Gene Ontology annotation, biological process: mitotic DNA replication checkpoint signaling; response to ionizing radiation; regulation of DNA-templated DNA replication initiation. NCBI's taxonomy places the organism in Eukaryota, Metazoa, Chordata, Testudines, Emydidae. Bases 1 to 5892 code for a protein of 1963 amino acids. The transcript is spliced from 22 exons. Gene Ontology annotation, cellular component: nucleus.
AUGACCUGUUCCCACAAUGUGGUUUUUCUACUGGAUGUGGCCAGCUCCCUGCAGAAGAACCAGCUCCAGCUCGGCUGCCUGAGGAUUCUGAACUACUUGGGCUGCAGGUUUGGCCUGGCCAAGGUCCGAUGGGGUUUCAAGUUCUUUGACUCGCUGGGCGCCCGAGGCAGAGCCUCACGGGUGGGUGAUUUCCGUGAGCUUGGGCCCCGCAGCUGGGAAGACUUUGAGGAAGAACUGGAGUCCAGGUUUGGGGUGCAGAGCCAUAAAUCUCACUUACCUGGCCCAGCGCCCAGAGCCACCCUCACCCAGAAUGUGCUGAAGGAAACACUACUGGAUUACCAGUGGGAUCGACCUGAGAUCACCUCACCAGCCAAACCAUUCUUGAGGAGCCAGAAGAGCAGGUUGAUUGUGGCCCCGGAUGAGCCACUUGAGAGCCACAUGCCCUCUGAGGGCUUUGUGAAUGCCAUCUUUCUUUUCUCUCCCUGCCCUCAUUCUCAGAGGGAGCUACUGCAGUUUGUAUCUGGAAGUGAUGUCCAUUCCUGCUGUGAUUUGCCCUCUUCUCAAGAGGUGGCAGAGAAACUCUUACCCAAGAGAGUCCAGGAGAUGAUUGCAGGCCAGAAAAUUACCCUGUAUUGGGUGGACACUGCUGAAUGGUCCAAGGUGCUAGACUCUCCAGAUCAUUCUGGGUACUGGACAAUCUUUGAACUGAUCCGUCUGGUGGGAGGCACCAUUUUGCCAUCUGAGACCUUAAUUCAGGGUUUGAGUCACCACAGAACAGAAGCAGCUCCUCUCUUUUGUAGAGAGUCCAGCUCCUCUAAGCCACAGUUUGUGCCAUGGACCACAAUCCUGCCCUUUGCUUCAACCUUGAACUGCUUGCUCUCUAAGCCUUCUGUAUUCCAAGCAUCAUUCCCGCAGCAGGAAGGAGCAUUAUUCCUCAGCAAGCAUGGAGUAGAGAAGCAGUGGAGAUGUGCAGUGAUUUUGGAGCCCAUAGCCAUGAACCAGAGACACUUCCAGAGUCCAGUCAGCAUCUUCCUGAAAGGCACCUUGACAGACUGGAAUUUGGUGAAGGCUGACAGCUUCCUCACUGAGAGCUGGAUACUGCAGUGCUCCCAGGCAGGACAAUCAGAACAAGACACGUUGUUUCAACAGCUUGUAAGAAGGCUAAUUACUGAAGAACUACACAUGAUUGCUGAAGUGUCUCCAUCUGAAGUUUGGUCCCCCUGCACUGGAAUUUUAUCCCCUCUCUCUGACACUGUUGCAGUCCUUACCCUAUUCUGCACUGAAAAGGCUGCUGAAGUUCAGAGAUGUCUCCUCCAAGGAGCUGUGACCGAGAGUUCUUCCCAGGACUAUGCCUUUCAUCUCCCAGAAGUUGUGAGCAGUGUGUUGAGUCAAGUUGAUACUUCAGUCAGAGAUGAUCUAGCUAGUUCUGAAGAGACUUCAGUUCCAGAGUGGGUCCAGCAAGAACUGUCCCGCACAGAUGGCUGGAAUCCUGCAGUAGUUGAAGGGUGGUACUCUCUAUCGAACAUCUGUGGAGCAAGUUCAGAUUUAAUGGAGUCAUUCAGGCUGCUGCAGGCUGCUUCUGCUACUGAGAAGGAAGAGGCCUCCCAGCCUGAAAUGGAGCUGACACACUGUCUGUCUGAGUUCUACCAGAGAAAAUCUAGUGAAGCAUCUGCCACAGCUGAGCCAAGGGACCACAAAAAAAGACGGGGGGUCCCCCGGACUCCCGUCAGGCAGAAGAUGAAGACCAUGUCCCGCUCCCUGCAGAUGUUGAAUGUAGCAAGGCUGAAUGUAAAGGCUCAAAAAUUUCAGCCAGACGGAGUGCCACUAGCAGCUGGUGAGAAGGUACCCCAGAAGCUGUUACGGAGAUCAGAUGAUAAGCUGGAAGAAAAUCGAAGAGUCCUGAAAAUCUCCAUAGAUUUCAAAACUGAGGAGGAGAUGCUUUCCCAUUUAACUGCCAAUUACCAAGAGGCUGUGGUUAAUGGAGAAUUUCUGACGUUUGUGUGUGCACGGAAUAUGGUCACAGCCAUUAAAAGCUUUCUGAAACCAAAAGAUGCCAAAGAAAGAGAGGUGGCCUGUCUGGACAGAGUCCGAAGUCAUCUCCUGAAGACCAGCAAAACCCUCCGACAACAGUAUGAUGUCAAUCCUGACAAGGAAACCAAAGUCAGAGAGUGUCAGCUUCAGGUAUUUCUGCGCCUUGAGAUGUGUCUGCAGUGUCCCUCACUACAGAGCAGCACAGAUGAAAUGGAGCAACUGGUGGAGGAGAUGACCGAUAUGCUGCGCAUUUUGUCUCUCACUGAAGACCCAGGGUACCUUACAAAGUUUCUUGAGGAAGUCUUAGUAUCAUAUAUGGACUCCAUACCGAAGACCCUUGGGGGUCUUUACUACAGUCUGGGUACGCAGAUUCCUCCAAAGUUGGCAUCUCUUCUGCCUGCAGACUUCUUCAGUGAUGACUCUAUGACUCUGGAUAGCAGAUCUCCAACUCUUCCUCCAUCUGCGACAUCAGUCCCAGCUCACAGCACAGCUUCCCUAAGCACUGAGACGGAUCAGUUGGAGGAACUGCGCACUAGAUCUGCCAAAAAGAGGAGGAAUAAUGCAUUAGCCAGACACAGGAGCAUGACAGAAGCAUCGCAGAAUUUACGCCAGAUUGAAAUUCCCCAAAUACCCAAGAAUCCCAUCAGAAAGGAAAACUCUCACUGUUACUUGGCCACUGAGAAAGCCCAACAGCUGCUUCCCCUGCAGAAGGAGGCAGUGCAAGAGGUGACAAAGGUGCGACGGAACCUCUUCAAUGAAGAGAUGCUUUCUCCAUCAAAAAGGUCCCUGAAGAAGAUGCCUCGAAGCCAGUCAGUAUCGGCUGUGGAAGGCCUGAGACACAAACGCAGCUGCUCUGAUGAGGAUGGUAGAGUUUCAGAUCAUCGCAAGCUACUGACCAAGAGAGUCUCAGAGACGCCGCUGCACAAACAGAUCUCCAGGAGGCUGCUUCAUAAACAGAUCAAAGGCCGGUGUUCUGAUCCUGGCUCUGACAUCAGUAUUGUGGAAGAAUCUCCAGAGAAAGCCAUGAGUGAAGUGGGUUUAAGAAGAAGUCCGCGCAUCAAACAGCUGUCGCUGAAUAGGACACACUCAGGCUCUUUCUACUCCACUGCACAGCCCAGCUCACGGAAUAUGCAACGAGUACACUUGAUACAGCGAGAAGUGACAUGUGUUAAGCAGGACAUAACAGGCAUUCCACAGUAUCCUGAUAACCCAACUAUCCAGUCUCCCAAGAGGCUUCUCUUUGGAGCAGUUCUUGAAGGGAGCAGCCCUAAAGUGAAGGAGUCACUUGGAACAAGGAAAACAAGAAACAGCUCAGACUUGGAGGAACCAAUUGCCUAUCAGACUCCCCAGAAGCCCCUGAGCUCUGCCAGUAGAAUGCCAAGGAAAUCCCCUCGUACUCCACACAGAACACCAAAAACAUUGGAGAAGACCCCUGGCAAAAGUCCAGCUGCUAAGCAGACUGCAGCUAAAUGUUUGGGAAGGUACUUCUCUCCUUCCAGACAGGAGAAGCCACCACCUGAGCUUAAUGAAAGGAAGAGGGAUCAUUUAGCACAAGUAACUCCUCAGAAAGACUCUUCUCCGGUGAGAUUUCCCUCCCCUUACAAGGAGGUGGGGUUACAGACUCCAGAAAAGCAGGCUGGGAAUGAAGUGCUUGAUGAUGUUUUUGGGUCACCUCUAAAAGAUUCCAGUCCAGCAACUGCUUCAUAUAUAGCAGCACAAUUACUUUGUACUACCAAGGAAAAAUCUAUCACAGACCCACAAACUCAAAGACGCUCCUUGAGAUCCUCCCAGAAAACAGUAUCUCCAGCUUCUAUUCGUAGGCAGACUCUCCGCGUGGAGAUUCAGAGAAAUCCACAGCCAAAUUUCCAUUUAGAGUCCGUGUCACAGCCAAUGGAAGCAACUCCCAGGAAGGUCAGAUGUGCAGCUCCAAAAUCUUUGAGUCCAGUGGGUGUAGUGGCUGCUGCUUUAUCUCCAGAAGCCCAAGCCACUUUGAGAACAGUGUCUUCAUUUAAUUCUCCUUUUGAAUCUUCCAUAAAGACUCUGUCCAUAGAUUCGCCUCCUCACUGUAAAACAAGAGAACGUGACCGGGAGUCUAAUACACCUAAAAACCCUCCUUUGAAAUCUCAAAACAUUGCAGGCACAUCCCCAAGGAAAGCCCUAGGGUCUCCUAUCUGCGCACCUGAGCACACCAAACCUGGAGAAGAAAAUCCUGCUCUUUCGCUCUCGAAGUCUGCUAGAAAUAAGCAGAAACAUCCUAGUAAUGGUAACACUAGGCUUCCUGCACAAAGCUCUCUGAUCCAUGAGCCCAAGGCUUCUGAAAGUGUCCACAUGUUAGAGAGAAGUGAACUAGUGGGUACAGAUGCUCAGGUCUCCUCCCCAAGAAAGGAUCAGAGUUUGGAAAAGCAACUGUCUCCUGAGUUUUCUGCUAAAGGACAUGUGCAGAUCUCAGAUGUUGUGAGUGAGUGUGAGCACUUAGAUUCCUCUUCCUUAGGCAGCAGAGAGAGUGAUGCCUCAGAAGCUAGAGUUUUGCCAUCAGAAGAGCCUAAAGAGUCAAAGACUCUUACAGUUAAGAAACCCUCCAAAUCUGAUGUUCUGAAUGCUUUGCCUGCUACCUCAAAGUCUGCCUCUCCGGCCUAUUCAUUGCGCUGCACCCCAGACAGAAUGCAGCGGGAGGCUGCAGCACGACUAGGGAAUCCUGAACUUCCAGCAAAGUUUUCUACUCCUAAAAGUCAUUAUAAGUUGGCCUCUGCUAGUCCACCUACUUAUGAGGUUGAACUUGAGAUGCAAGCUUCUGGCCUACCUAAGCUUCGCAUUAAGAGGGUUGGUUCUGGCUCAGCCAUGGAAGUACAGUCACAACUGAAGACCGGCAAACCCAGUGGAGAGGAAAGUCCCUUUAGUGAACUUGCUGUGGCCUGGUGUGCUAGACACCCAGGAAAACUAGCAGCUGCCUGUGUUUCACCGUCCUGCUUUCGCUCUUCCCAUAGCACGCCUGGGAAGGGUGGAGGGCAGACCUACAUUUGCCAGUCAUACACCCCAACUAGCUGUGCUUCUAACACCACCUCCCCAUCUCAUGUGGAUGCUGGAGUUCCCUGGACACCAUCUCCAAAGCACAAAGGGAAGACUACCCCCGAUGCCAUCAAGGACUGGCCACGAAGAAAAAAAGCAGUAAACAGCAAUGCCAAUGGUGGGUGUGGUCGAUGUGAGAAGCAUGUAGAAUGUACAGGGAAUGUGUCAGCAAGUGAAGAGGGAGGAACAAUUUCUGACCAGUGCAGCAGCAAAGCUCUGCUGCUGGCUGACUUUGAACUGGAAGGGGUUUACAGGCUUCAGGACCAGUCACCUCCCAGCGACACUGAGCCCAGAGCUGAUGACAGCACUUCCACAGGGACUUUUGGCCUGAAAUCCAGGAAGCGGACCUUUGACCUCCUGUCUCCAGAGGAGGAAACCAAAUGGGAGGCUAAGAGGUCUUGCACAGCUAGAGACUACCUGGAUCUGGUCAGCUCUUCCACAGAUGAGAGUAGCACAAGCAAAAGGAGGAUAUCCACAAUGCCUCCUGGUAGAACCACCGUGUCUUCAAACAGAACUCCUGGGCAACAAAGUUCCAUAGGGGAUGACGAUGUCUUCGAUGUUUCAGGUUCAACUCCACCAGUGAAGGGCUCCCUCUCCGCUAGUGGUCUUCGAGCACUGACCCAGUCCCCCCUGCUCUACCAGGGACAAACACCGUCUCGGAAGAAGUGUGCCAAAGAAGAUGAGUUGGACGUCUUUCACAGCAUUACAGACCAAGAAGUGUCUCCGUUCUCCAACGCAGGCUCCCGGAGGCGGCCCCUUAGCAGGACUUAUUCACGGAAGAAGCUACUCAGCUGAAUUCUGCAGCCAGAGAAAGAGUACUUGAAUAAUGAUACACAGGCUAUCUCGCCCACUGUGUAGUACAUGCUGCUGUCCCUGAGAGAGCGAGCUUGUUUUUGAACAAAUGGGGGGCUCAUUGCUAUUGGGAGUUGGCUGUAGCCAGUGUGUGGGAAUCCCCAUCUCCACACCUGUGGGGUUUAAUGAGGAAUCAAGUGUUUGAAUCAGCCCUACAAGCUCCUCCUUCCUUUGGGCUGGGAAAGAGGCAGUGGGAAUAGGGAGGGCCGCUUAGGGUUCACUAGAAAGUCUUAUGGGUGUUCCCCUG